GGUGGGGGCGGUUCGAGUGCAGCGAGUGGCUUCACAAUACAAAGAGCCGGAAAUAAGAGAGCUGGCGGUGGUGUGACUUUCUCGCUCUCCUUCUCUCCGUACAUCGCGUAAUCCACGUCCAAAGCAAAGUAUUGGUAGUGUGCUGUUACCGGAAAAGAUAGCAGACGAGAAACGGGUCGGCUAUCUGCGGCCAAGUGAAGUGUAGAAGCUUAGAAAUCCUGGUUAUCUGAAAGGCUGUCAUCAGAAUUUAUUUACUGAAGAUUUCUUACUGAACGGACAUACAGUACUUUGUGUCUUCGUGUGCCUUACCUACAGUCUGCCAAAGAGGUAAAUCCAGGGUGAAAUAAAACAAAAAUGCCACUGUUCAAAUCUCAUAAAAGCCCAGCAGACAUUGUCAGAAAUCUCAAAGAGAACAUGGCCAUGCUGGAAAAACAUCAUAUUUCAGACAAAAAGGCUGAAAAGGCCACUGAGGAUGUGUCAAAAUCCCUGCUAACCAUGAAAGAGAUACUGUGUGGUACCAAUGAUAAGGAGCCUCAGACUGAAACCGUUGCACAGCUGGCACAGGAACUAUAUAAUAGUGGACUGCUGAUAUCAUUAAUUGCACACUUACAACUGAUAGACUUUGAGGGGAAGAAGGAUGUUACCCAGAUUUUCAACAACAUUUUGCGGAGGCAGAUUGGCACUCGAACUCCAACAGUGGAAUAUAUAUGUUCUCAUGAGCAAAUUUUGUUUAUGCUUUUAAAGGGGUAUGAAACACCAGAGAUUGCCUUGAACUGUGGAAUAAUGCUGAGAGAAUGCAUCAGACAUGAACCACUUGCCAAAAUUAUCCUAUACUCUGAACAUUUUAAAGAUUUCUUCAAAUAUGUGGAAAUGUCAACAUUUGACAUUGCUUCAGAUGCCUUUGCAACAUUUAAGGACUUGCUUACCAGACAUAAAGUCAUGUGUGGACAGUUUUUAGAACAGAAUUAUGAUUUGGUAUUUAAUGACUAUGAAAAGUUGUUGCACUCUGAGAACUACGUGACAAAAAGACAAUCAUUAAAGCUUAUAGGAGAGCUGCUUUUGGACAGGCACAAUUUCACAGUUAUGACAAGAUACAUAAGUAAACCUGAAAAUCUGAAGCUCAUGAUGAACCUCUUAAGGGACCAAAGUAGAAAUAUCCAGUUUGAGGCAUUUCAUGUAUUUAAGGUUUUUGUGGCAAAUCCAAAUAAAACGCAACCCAUUCUGGAUAUCCUGUUGAAAAAUCAGGCCAAACUGAUAGAAUUCCUCAGUCAAUUCCAAGCAGACAGAACAGAUGACGAUCAAUUUAAUGAUGAGAAGUCCUACUUGAUUAAACAGAUCAGGGAUUUGAAAAGACCAGCGCCUCAACAGUCUUAACAUGUUUGGUUCAGAGGAAUGUCUAUGGAUGUAGCUUUAUUUGCUGUAUCUGUAUACAAUAUGAUCACAUUUCUUUGUAGGAAAGGGAUUGUGUAGUAACAGUAACUCACCUCUAGUAUUUAUAUAUAAUAAAACUAAUUUUAUUCAUGCAUAUUGUUUUUCAGAGUGCUUGUACAUUAGUUUUCCCCCCUCCUACAUAUAAGGUAGUAUGUAAGUUUAGAGGUUUACAUACUUGCACAGUAGCAGUGAUUCUUUUCUUUGCUCUUAAAAUUCAGGUAUCCAGUGCUGAGGCUAGCAUGCUGUUGAUUUGGCUAUUAUAGCUAAAUAAGAUAUCGCUACUGUUCUUCUAUGUAAAUUCAUUUUUAUUUUGAUUGUUUAUCACAGUGAAUUAGGGCACAUCUGCAAAACCACCUGUUCACAAUGGUAAGUGUGCAGAACCUGAUCUCUAACUAGCUUUAAGAAUGGGCUUCCCCAAUCUCCCUGAUGUGAUCCCACUGAAAAGCACUAUUAUAAUAACUCUACUUCAAAUUAGCCUCACUUAACUACCGUAAUUGAGUUAAUAUCUUUCCAUAAAUCUACUCAUUUUAUAUUAAUACACUUCUCUUUGUGAACAGAUUAGGAUAAAGCAGAUGAAGAAUGAUUGGUGAAUAUUUUCUUUAAGUAUGAAAAUGAAACCAUGUCCCCAUUUUUUUUUUUUUUUUUUUUUUUUUUUAAAUAAUUUACUUGGGGCCAAGUUAUAAUUUAAAUUUUUGGUUGCACAUAUCGUUUUUUUUUUCUUUUUAAAAUGUGUAAUUGUACAUACGUGGUUGCAUUCACUGAGUACCUGUUAUGCUAUGUACGGCUGCAGUUGAAAGUAAUUGCUGCUUUGGUCAACUUUUCACAAGGUCACAAAUACAGCCUACUUUGAGUACUUUUUAAAUAAAAGUUAUUAAACUUACAAAA
Molecule: messenger RNA, 2316 nt
Organism: Leucoraja erinaceus (little skate)
Lineage: Eukaryota; Metazoa; Chordata; Chondrichthyes; Rajiformes; Rajidae
Product: calcium-binding protein 39-like
Exons: 10
Coding region: 355-1374 (339 amino acids)
Biological process (GO): intracellular signal transduction
Molecular function (GO): protein serine/threonine kinase activator activity
Source: RefSeq, a predicted model, not a curated record